GUCACAAUUGUCAAAUUUUCCAUGUCUGUUGUUGAAAAUUGCAAACAUUAUUUUUUUAACAAAGAAGUUUUGCAACUAUUUUAGCAAAUAAUUUGUAUAUAAAACCAGCUCAAAUUUAUAAUCAUUGUUCAAAAUGGAAAAUAUGGAAGUAGACUUUGGGGAUAUACCCAGCAUGAGUGAUAAGUCGUCGAAUAAUAAAGUUGCUGGUGCUUCGAACAUAAUGGCCGGUCCUGGAACAGUUCCGUCUGUAACUAUAUCACUGCAUCCUCUAGUUAUAAUGAAUAUAUCUGAACAUUGGACACGAAUUCGAGCUCAAGCCGGAGAACAUCGCCAAGUCUAUGGUGCCUUGAUUGGCAAACAAAAGGGACGCAACAUCGAAGUGAUGAACUCCUUCGAAUUAAAGACUGACGAGGUCGGCGAGGAUGUCAUUAUCAACUUGGACUACUACAACACCAAGGAAGCACAGUACAAGCAGGUAUUCAGUGAACUAGAUUUCAUUGGCUGGUACACGACCGGCGAGUUUCCUACUGAAAAAGAAAUCAAAAUACAAAAACAAAUAGCCGAUAUCAACGAAUGUCCCAUCAUGCUGCAACUUAAUCCAGUCUCACGCAAUGUCGAUCAAUUGCCACUGAAGCUUUAUGAGUCUGUAAUUGAUAUUGUUCAAGGCGAAGCAACAAUGUUGCUCGUUCCACUCGUUUACACUCUAGCGACUGAGGAAGCAGAACGCAUUGGUGUUGACCAUGUCGCUAGGAUGUCAACCAAUGAGACCGGCGAGAAAUCUGUUGUGGCUGAGCAUUUGGUAGCUCAAGACAGUGCCAUUAAAAUGCUCAAUACUCGAAUUAAAAUCGUACUAAAAUACAUAAAAGAAGUUGAAGCCGGAAAACUUGAACCAAAUCAGGAGAUUUUAAGGGAGGCUUAUUCGUUGAGCCAUCGCUUGCCCGUUAUGCAAGGACCUGGCUUCAAGGAAGAGUUCUACACACAAUGCAACGAUGUUGGUUUGAUUACGUAUUUGGGUGCUCUUACCAAAGGAUGCAACGAUAUGAAUCAUUUUGUUAAUAAAUUCAAUGUUUUGUACGAUCGUCAGGGUUCAGGACGAAGGAUGCGUGGACUUUUCUAUUAGAAUUAUUAUCGCGCCUGUCCUAUCGUCUUGAAUAUCAAGAUAUCUAAUGUGUUAUAUAAAAUUUGAUUUGUCUAGCUGCUAAGCUUUCUCAAUAAAAUAAUAAUAAAAAUAAA
This is a messenger RNA of Eupeodes corollae, 1233 nucleotides long. RefSeq names its product COP9 signalosome complex subunit 6 (gene CSN6). NCBI's taxonomy places the organism in Eukaryota, Metazoa, Arthropoda, Insecta, Diptera, Syrphidae. The coding region runs from base 134 to 1120 and encodes 328 amino acids. Gene Ontology annotation, biological process: protein deneddylation. The record is from RefSeq and is a predicted model, not a curated record. Gene Ontology annotation, cellular component: COP9 signalosome. The transcript has a single exon. Gene Ontology annotation, molecular function: protein binding; metallopeptidase activity.